Molecule: messenger RNA, 734 nt
Organism: Morus notabilis
Lineage: Eukaryota; Viridiplantae; Streptophyta; Magnoliopsida; Rosales; Moraceae
Product: histone H4
Exons: 1
Coding region: 102-413 (103 amino acids)
Biological process (GO): nucleosome assembly
Cellular component (GO): nucleosome
Molecular function (GO): protein heterodimerization activity; structural constituent of chromatin; DNA binding
Source: RefSeq, a predicted model, not a curated record
AACCUCAUAUCACGCCACCAAUAUCCCAAAAACAGGAAAUAAAAAAGAAAAGAAAAUCAAAGAAAAAAUUUCCCGGAAAAUUUACAGAAGCGGAAGAGGAAAUGUCUGGAAGAGGAAAAGGAGGAAAGGGGCUGGGAAAGGGAGGCGCGAAGAGGCAUCGGAAGGUGCUCCGUGACAACAUCCAGGGGAUCACGAAGCCGGCGAUCCGACGGCUUGCGAGGCGUGGCGGAGUCAAGCGAAUCAGCGGUCUGAUCUACGAGGAGACUCGCGGCGUCCUCAAGAUCUUCCUCGAGAACGUCAUCCGCGACGCCGUCACCUACACCGAGCACGCUCGCCGGAAGACCGUGACCGCCAUGGACGUCGUCUAUGCUCUAAAGCGCCAGGGCCGUACUCUCUACGGCUUCGGAGGUUGAUCCUGGUUCUGAUGCUUCUCCUCUAGGGCUAGGGUUAGGGUUUGGGAUUUUCAUCUCUUUUGUUGCCGAAUUGAUGGAUGAAUUCUCUGUAUUAACAAUGAUGCCGAUGCUUGUCCCCUAGGGUUAGGGUUAGGGUUAGGGUUAGGGCUUUUCUCGCUUCUGUUGUUGCUGAAUUAAACGAUGAAUUUGUAUUAUAAACAAUGGUGUUUUGGUGUAUUUCUUUUCGUACUAGAAUUUAGGACUAUUUCUACGAAUUGGGGGAAUUUGUCGUUUGAUUUUGCAAUUAUGCAGCGAAAUUGUAUUUUUGAAGUUUAUGUAUUA